Molecule: messenger RNA, 769 nt
Organism: Penaeus chinensis
Lineage: Eukaryota; Metazoa; Arthropoda; Malacostraca; Decapoda; Penaeidae
Product: UPF0235 protein C15orf40 homolog
Exons: 5
Coding region: 179-550 (123 amino acids)
Cellular component (GO): cytoplasm
Source: RefSeq, a predicted model, not a curated record
GGUAUUUGGGACUAUCAAAUGUCUGUUUUUGAGUCCCUGUGACACUACUUUCGUGAUUGGAAAUGCAACAACACCGCUUCCUUGACAGACGUUUUGCCUCUACAAAUAUCGAAAUCAUCAACUGACAAUUAAUUUUGCGACUAUUUUAGGACCGGCCGGUGGAACAAACUCCAGAAACAUGGGAAAGUCCAGUAAGGCGAAGGGAAGCAAAGGAAAAGAUACCCAGGUAAAUGCUGGAAAAGCUGCUUCAGAUAGCCCAAUCUCCACUGAUAAAUCUGGCAAUGUCGUGCUGAAGAUUGUAGCCAAACCAGGAGCCAAAGAAAGUAAAGUUACUGACAUAUCAUGUGAGGGUGUUGGGGUACAAAUUGGGGCUCCCCCUAUGGAUGGAGAAGCCAAUGCAGAACUUGUGAAGUUUCUUGCCUCAACACUUGGAGUUCGGAAGAGUGAUGUGAGCCUAGAAAGGGGAUCUAAAUCAAGACAGAAGACAGUAUGUGUGAGUGGGUUACAAGCAGAGGAUGUGGAGACGAAGAUUAGAAAUUUAUGUUCUUAAUUUUCUAAGUUUCUUGUUAUUUUUUCAUCAUCAAGCAUUGGAAAAAGUAAAAAAAAAAUCAGGCAAUUGAAAAGUUUGCUCCUAAACUUAGUAUUCUGCAUAUACUACAUUCAUUUUAUGGAUAUUUGAUACUCAGUAGACAUUUAGGAAGAUAAAUCAUAUAUUUAUCUGUAAUAUUUUUUUUUUAAUUAUUAGAAUUAUUACAUUAGAUAAAAUGGA